This is a messenger RNA of Diatraea saccharalis (sugarcane borer), 1203 nucleotides long. NCBI's taxonomy places the organism in Eukaryota, Metazoa, Arthropoda, Insecta, Lepidoptera, Crambidae. The record is from the annotation of a GenBank genome assembly.
AUGUACGUCAUAGACUGUGGUUACUGCAAACUGAAGGUGUACAACCCCAGGAUUGGUAUGGAUGCGCUACAGAUAUACCCCGUGAGCCAGGCGAACGCCCGGCAGCGGGCGGGGCGCGCGGGGCGCACGGGCCCGGGCAAGGCGUUCUGCCUGUACACGCAGCGGCAGUACCAGCGCGAGCUGCUGCCCGCCACCGUGCCCGAGAUACAGCGCACCAACCUCGCCAACACCGUGCUGCUGCUCAAGUCGCUCGGCGUCGAGGACCUGCUCGCCUUCCACUUCAUGGACCCGCCGCCGCAGGACACCAUACUGAACUCGAUGUACCAGCUGUGGAUCCUGGGCGCGCUGGACGGCACGGGCGCGCUGACGGCGCUGGGCCGCCAGAUGGCGGAGUUCCCGCUGGACCCGCCGCAGUGCCACAUGCUCAUCGUGGCCGCCGAGAUGGGCUGCAGCGUGGAGGUGCUCAUCAUCGUAUCGAUGCUCUCGGUGCCGUCGGUAUUCUACCGUCCUCAGGGCCGCGAGGAGGAAGCUGACUCCGUCAAGGAGAAGUUCCAGGUGCCAGAGUCUGAUCACCUCACCCUCCUGCAUCUGUACAACCAGUGGAAGGCCAACAAGUAUUCGAGCCAAUGGUGCACGGAGCACUUCGUGCACGCCAAGGCGAUGCGCAAGGUGCGCGAGGUGCGCCAGCAGCUGAAGGACAUCAUGCAGCAGCAGCGGCUGCCGCUGCGCUCCGCGGCCACCGACUGGGACACCGUGCGCAAGUGUAUAUGCUCAGCGUACUUCCAACAAGCGGCCCGCUUGAAGGGCAUCGGCGAGUACGUGAACUGUCGCACGGGCAUGCCGUGCCACCUGCACCCCACCUCCGCGCUCUUCGGCCUCGGGACCAGUCCGGACUACGUGGUGUACCACGAGCUCAUGAUGACCAGCAAGGAGUACAUGCACUGCGUCACCGCCGUCGACGGACGGUGGCUCGCCGAACUGGGCCCCAUGUUCUUCUCGCUGAAGGAGACCGGCAAGUCCAAUCGUGACAAACGUAAAGAAGCAGCCGUUCACUUGCAACGGAUGGAAGAAGAGAUGAAGCAAGCUGAAGAAAAGAUGGCAGAAGAGAAAAAGAAGAGGGAAGAAGAUGUUCCUGUGAAACAGGAGAUCGCCACGCCCGGUCUGAAUACACCGCGCAGGACGCCUCACCGACUGGGAUUAUAA